ACCUUCUAACAUCUGAAGCUCGAUCUGAAGGUACUUCAGUUUCCUAUUUGUUAGUGGAUUCACAUAUUUAUUUCAGUCUAAAUGCAAUAAAACUUUGAAAAUGGAAGCCGAAAAUCGUACAUGGACAAUUGUAAAAUUUCUUCAGGACCAUUCGGUCGCUGCAGUUCCAACAACCUGGAUAAAUAAUGAUAUGUGCUUCUGGCCACCCUUUACGCCUCAAAAAGUAUCGGUGGCAAUAAAAUCACAAGAUUUUAACACAUGCUGGCCAUCAUAUAAAGUGGAUAUGUUUCGUAAUGCUACUUAUGACAACUAUGAAACGGUAAGAGGAAAGGCCAAAAUAGCAGAAGAUACAAGCGAUCUAAACUCUGAAGCAGAUGAGAUUUCUAAUGUUAGGCCAGCUAGGAGAACACGUAAAAAAAUAAUAAGUUCAUCAGAUGAAGAUAGUGAUACCACCAUCAUACCAAGUGCACCAAAAAUGAUCAAUACUAAAAAAAAUCGAAUAGAGAACAUCUCCAGCAGACAACAAGAUGACUUGGAUUCUAAUUUCAGUAAUUCUUUGACUGGCAGUAAAAGAUGGAAUAAUUCUGAAAUAUUUGGUGACAAUUCAUCAAAUAUUCCACCAUAUUUGUCAUCUAUGCCUAGUUCUGUUGAGAAUACUUCAGGAAGAAAUACAGGAUGUACAUAUGCUGUUCCAUUCAUGGUUAAAGAAUUAUCUAUGACUGGAGGGAACAGUCUGUAUGAAUUUGUCAGAAGAUGCAUGGGCAGGUUGUUUACUAACAAUUUGGCACACAAUUUCAGUUGGCUGGGACGAAGAGAGAAAAAACCCUUCCAUGACCUAAGAGUAGCUAAUUUGAUAAUGAAAGCUAUCAUUAAAGCUAAAAACGUCGACACCAAAGAAGCUGAAAGGGCUUUGGCAAUGUGGCUGCGUAGAGCAAGAGACCGAAUCAAGAGUAAAGCUACUUGAAUGUGUAUUUUAUAACUUCUGUUUUGAGAUUGUGAUAUACAGGGUAGACCAACCAACUUCAAGCAUUUUUGAGUCACCUUGUAUAUCUUGUAAAAUAUAUAAAAAAUGUGCUGCUCAUGAGAGAAGACCAUCUCGAAUUUUUUUUUCUAAUUCAAACAGUAAAGCCUUCAUCUCACUUUGUCACUAUUUUUUUGUUUUUUGUUUCAAAAUAUGUCUACUUGAAUAUUAUGUAUUUUAUGUUUCUUUUGUGUUUGUUUUAUAUAUAUAUA
Phaedon cochleariae (mustard beetle) is the source of this 1233-nucleotide messenger RNA. The record is from the annotation of a GenBank genome assembly. Lineage: Eukaryota; Metazoa; Arthropoda; Insecta; Coleoptera; Chrysomelidae.